GGGAAAAAAAGUGACAUCCGUGACGACAUCUGCGAUGAUCUGACAGAGGUGCGGCAGAACCGAACCGAUUUCCAACGACCAAACAGCACAUUUAAUACCCGGUAAAUACUUAACAAUACAAUAUCACCGACUUAGCGCAGUGUAACAUGAGCGAGGAGCGCACGCGUUCGGUUAGUCAACAAAUGAAGUGAGUCACAGGGACAGGAAGACGCGCUGUGAUAUUGUACAGCUCUUACAGUGUCUGUAUUGAGGAAUUUAAAUGCAUCUGAGAUCAUGCAGCCACACCGGCCAUAUGUCACUCUCUGAGCCUCGCUCACUAAUAAAACCGGAAGAUUAGACUACGCUCUUUCUGACCUUAAUUUGUGCUGUUAUUGCUCCAAGAGAGGCAUCGUUGAUUACCAGCACGUUAAUGUUAACCGGUCAACGGGGAUUUUAACACUGAAUGGGCUCAGGUAUUGUCGAUCAUCUGCCAUGCAUACAUGAAAUGGAUUUGCCGAGGUGUAAAUUAAGUCUGGUAUACGCCCCUGCACCCUAGCGAGAAAACAACAGAAGGGGCGUGAAGAUCAGCCCUAAUGGAAGAGAUCGAAACAGAGCUGACCUGCUCCGAGCAGGAAGCUUUAGGAGCAGACUUCAUCACAGUGGAGCUGGACACACAACCCAUCGAAUAUGUGGUCAAAUGGGCCGAGGCGGGCUCCAAAUUCACCAUCGCCUGCGUGAAGAAGGAUUUGGAAGAGGCUGGCUGCUUCACCUCCGAUCAGAUGGUGAAGGUGGAUCCAGAUGAGACCUUCUUUGUCCCGUACGAAUCGGUGUAUCCCGAGUGUGACGAUGUCGAUACGGAACUGAUCGCCACUCACGAGGAGGAAGUAGGAAGCGAGUUAGACUUCGACAACAGCACAGAAACUGUGAACAGCCAGCUCUGCGAAGAAGAGGAUAUUUCCGACAUCUCUUGGGAGAAGGAGGUGUCUCACCCUAGAACCUACAACUGCCACUUUUGUGGGAAGAGCUACAGCCAUUCCUCCAGUCUCGCCCGCCAUCUGCACACACACACGGACAGACCGUCGCUCGCUUCCUCGAAAGAUGUCAGCAAGUUAUGCGACGGCAAGAAAGCUCUACAGUGCAACCUCUGCGGGGUCAGAUGCAACGGCAAGCGGCUUCUGGCGAUACACAAGAAAUGCCACAAAACCAAAAGACUGCACACGUGCAACACGUGCGGCAAAACCUUCAAUCACAGCUCCAGUUUGUCGCGGCAUCGACUAAUCCAUAAAAAAGGUUUGGAUAAAAUCGCUAGGCCAUUAUACCCCACCCCCACCCCAGCUCCCAUCAUGACCCAGCACAGUUUCCCAUCGGCCGCAAAUAAACGAAUGGCUGAACGAGAGAAGCAAUACCAGUGUGCGCAGUGCGACAGGGUCUUCAGCCACUCCGCCAGCCUCUCCAAGCACCAAGUCGCGCAUGUGCGUCAGCUGCUGAACUCCUACACGCAUGGAAAAGACAAGUCCUCGGAUCUGAAGAUCCGUCUGAAGCUGUGCUCCCGCGACAAGCCCAACUACUACACCCUGUGCAAGAAGAACAAGCACAGCAAACGGGGCAAGAAGAGGCUGUACUUACCCAAUGAGGAGAGGCCGUACCCCUGUCGCAUGUGCGACAAGCGCUUCAGCCACACCACCAGCCUGUCUCGGCACGAGCACAUGCAUGCUAGCGAUAAGCGAUACGCCUGCGACGUCUGCAAGAAGACCUUCGUCCGGCAGUCCAACCUCAAGCAGCACCAGCAGACGCACGCUUCCGGCAAGCUCUAUCAUUGCCAACAGUGCGGGAAGACUUUCGUUCACUCCUCCAGCUUCUCGCGCCAUAAGAAGGUGCACGCGGCCAUGAGGUUUUCCCCAAUGGAGGAGGACAUUACGUGUGAAGAGGAGCUGGUGAUCGACGAGGCCGCUCCGCUUGAAUAUGAAUCCGAGUGAGAGACUUUUCCCAACACAAAUGUUCUGAUGGAUGUUCCUUUUUAAAUCACUCAUUAGGGAUGUCAAGGGUACCGACUUCGGUAGAAAUCGGUGCUGAAAUUUAAAGAAACGAAAACAUUUGAGUGCAGGACAGGUUCUUAAAGGGGCAGUUCACCCACAACUAGUGUUGUUAUGAUACUGAAAUUUCAGUGACAAAUUGGUACUGAAAUUUUAAAAAUGUUCAUUUCAUGCUAACAUUUGAGCGUGUUUAUAAACACCCCUGAUUUGCCAUUAUGUUUGCGUGCUCAACAGAAAUGAUUGUUUACAGUUUACACGGAUAUAAGGACACCGGAGCAUUUCAAAACCUCAAAAAUAAGCUGACAUAUGAGCAAGCCGCUGAUGGAUCAACUGAUAUUCGCGGCAUUAAAACAGUCCAGUGUCCCUAUAUCUGCGUUUUCACUUGGUAAACAUCAAUGAAGUUUGGUGAACUGAUAACCUUCACAGCCAGUCAUAUCUGUAGCAAAUCAGCGCUGUUUAAGAACGUGCUUAAAUGUUAACGGGAAAUGGACUAGUUUAAAAUUUCUGUUCUGAUUGGUUCCGAAUCAUGACAACACUACCUACACUGCAAAAAAAUGCUUUUCUUAGAUUUUUUUGUUUUGUUUCUAGUCCAAAUAUCUAAAAAUUCCUAAAUC
This is a messenger RNA of Danio rerio (zebrafish), 2626 nucleotides long. The record is from RefSeq and is a predicted model, not a curated record. NCBI's taxonomy places the organism in Eukaryota, Metazoa, Chordata, Actinopteri, Cypriniformes, Danionidae.